GUGAGAGAGGACAUGGUCUCAGGGACUUCACUGUAAAGGUUGAAGACGUGUUUAUAUGAAACAAGGAAACCGAUUUAUAAGAAGCAGCAUUACUGCCAUAUAACUGGAUAUAUAUCACCUUUUUUUGAUUCUUUGUUGCCAUGAUGGCAACUGGAGGAUCCGUCGCCUACAUCUGCGCAAGAUGGCGAUUGUUUUGUGGAUUGCGACGACAAAUAGGACUGCUUAUGUUGCUGCUUCAUGUGGUGAACAUGGUAGGUGGUCAGAUUCGUUACUCUAUACCAGAGGAGAUGAAGAAAGGCUCUGUUAUCGGUAAUGUAGCGCAAGAUCUUGGUUUAGAUCUGAGGAGGCUCCGUUCUGGGCGGGCCCGUAUCGUGACCGGAGAGAAUAUUCACUACACCGAGCUGAAGACAGACAAAGGGAUUCUAGUCGUGAAUGAGAGAAUAGACCGAGAGCAGCUUUGUGGAGACGUAACACCGUGUAGCUUCAGCUUUGAGGUGAUUUUAGAAAACCCGAUUGAAUUACACAGAAUAACUGUCGAGGUUUUGGAUAUAAAUGAUCAUGCUCCUGUUUUCCCGAAGAAAGAUAAAUCUAUCAGCCUCGAAAUAAGUGAAUCCGCUGCAGUCGGAGUAAAAUUUCCUCUGUGGAGUGCAGAGGAUCUAGAUGUGGGGCAAAACGCGUUGCAAGAUUAUAUUUUAUCACCAAACGACAAUUUUAUAUUGAAGCAACAUGCAAAUCCAGACGGAAGUAAAUAUGUUGAAAUGGUGCUCCAGAAGCCUUUAGACAGAGAGCGACAUCCCCAUCUGUCUUUAAAACUACUCGCAGUUGAUGGAGGAACACCACAGAGAUCUGGGACAGUUAAUAUAGAUGUUACUGUGUUAGAUGCCAACGACAAUGAACCAGUAUUUAACCAAUCAGUGUAUAAAGCAUCUGUGAUGGAAAACACACUGAAAGGCACCAGUAUUAUCAGAGUAAAUGCCACAGACGCUGACAGCGGUUCAAAUGGACUCAUUACUUACAGUUUGUCUCAGUCGAAAGGAACCGCAGCCGAUAUAUUCAGUAUUGAUGAAACCACCGGAACAGUUUCUGUGUCUGGUCAGAUAGAUUAUGAAAAAGACAGAAAAUACGAGGUGAGAGUCGAGGCAAAGGAUCAGGGUGGCCUAAUCGGAACAAGUAAAAUUAUAUUUGAUGUGUUUGAUGUCAACGACAAUGCUCCAGUUAUUAAUAUUAUGUCGUUUUCCAGCCCCCUGUCUGAGGAUGCGCCUCCUGGUACAACUGUGGCUGUUUUGAACAUAAAAGAUGCAGAUUCUGAGAAUAAUGGUCAAAUAAAAUGUUCCAUAGAUGGUAAACUUCCUUUUAAGAUCGAAUCAUCUCUAACAAAUUAUUACAAUUUGAUCUCAGAUCAACAUUUUGAUAGAGAAUCAGUCUCAGAAUAUAACAUAACAAUAACAGCCACUGAUCUGGGGUCUCCCCCACUUUCUAGCUCCACAAUAUUACACCUUAAAAUUUCUGACGUAAACGACAACGCCCCAUUAUUUGAUAAAAGCAGCUACUCUGCUUACAUCACAGAGAAUAAUUCCCCUGGAGUUUCUAUAUUUGCUGUCAGCGCGCGAGACUCUGACUGGAAUCAAAACGCCAGAGUGUCGUAUCUUUUAGAGGACACACAAGUCAGUGGCAGUCCAGUUUCUACUUAUGUGUCUUUAAACUCUGAAAGCGGAGUUCUUAGUGCGGUUCGUUCUUUUGAUUAUGAGCAAAUCAAACAGCUUCAGCUUGUAGUCAAAGCGCAGGAUGGAGGCUCCCCUCCACUCAGUAGCAACGUGAGUGUGAAAAUACUGAUCCAGGACCAGAACGACAACCCUCCUCAGGUGCUGUACCCAGUGCAGACUGGUGGCUCUGUGGUGGCUGAAAUGGUGCCUCGUUCAGCAGAUGUGGGCUAUCUGGUGACUAAAGUGGUGGCUGUUGAUGUGGACUCUGGACAGAAUGCCUGGCUGUCCUAUAAACUGCAGAAAGCCACAGACAGGGCGCUGUUUGAAGUGGGCUUACAGAAUGGAGAAAUCAGAACUAUCCGCCAAGUGAGUGAUAAAGAUGCUGUCAAACAAAGACUGAGUGUUAUAGUGGAGGACAACGGGCAGCCCUCUCGUUCAGCUACAGUCAUUGUUAACGUGGCGGUGGCGGACAUUCCUGAAGUGCUGUCUGAGUUCACUGACUUUCCACACGACAAGGAGUACAAUGACAACCUGACUUUUUACUUAGUCUUGGCUUUGGCUGUAGUUUCCUUCCUCUUCAUCACGUGUUUGGUGGUUAUUAUAUCAGUGAAGAUCUACAGAUGGAGACAGUCUCGCAUCCUGUAUCACUCCAGUCUCCCUGUCAUUCCAUAUUAUCCACCACGUUACUCAGACACUUUGGGGACAGGGACUCUGCAACACGUGUACAAUUACGAGGUGUGCAGGACGACAGACUCCAGAAAGAGUGACUGUAAGUUCGGCAGAGCCGGUAGUCAGAACGUGCUGAUAAUGGACCCCAGUUCUACAGGGACGAUGCAGCGGAUACAGAGUGACAAGAGCAUCCUGGAUGAACCUGACUCUCCUCUAGAGGUGAGUCAAAUAUUUUAG
Epinephelus fuscoguttatus (brown-marbled grouper) is the source of this 2609-nucleotide messenger RNA. RefSeq names its product protocadherin gamma-A10-like. The record is from RefSeq and is a predicted model, not a curated record. Gene Ontology annotation, molecular function: calcium ion binding. Gene Ontology annotation, cellular component: plasma membrane. Gene Ontology annotation, biological process: homophilic cell-cell adhesion. NCBI's taxonomy places the organism in Eukaryota, Metazoa, Chordata, Actinopteri, Perciformes, Serranidae.